AUGGCCCAACCAAACCCCUACAUUAUGGCCUGCGACAAACCCGAGGCGCUUAUAGAGCUGCUGCGGUCCAAUCCCUCGAUCGCAUCAACCCAAGAUGAGUCAGGCUACUCAUUGCUACAUGCCGCGGCAUCCUACGGACACACCGAUCUCCUACGCGCACUAGUGAAUGAGUUCCAAGUGGACGUCAACCUUCUCGACGAAGAUGGCGAGACCUGUCUAUUCGUGACCGAGCAUGAACAUAUCGCAAAGUGUUUGGUUGAAGAAUUGAAAGUGGACUACAAUAAGAAGAAUUCAGAGGAUAUGACCGCGGUCGAAAAGAUGGAGCAGGAUGAUGAGUUCCCGGAGGUUUCUACCUACCUUCGUACAGUCGUUGGCGGUGCUCCCAUCUCCGCUACGAAUGCAGCCACUCCCGGCGAUGUCUUGAAUCCCCCCGCACCCAUCCCUGGAAGUGACAUGAAGUUCAACAUUGGCACAAUGACCGAGGAAGAGGCUACUGCUGGCGAAAGUGAACCAGAUCCGGAAUUCAAGAGGCGUAUUGAGGAGCUUGCGGCCCGUGAUGAUUAUUAUAGCGAGGAAGUACAAAGCCAGGUGCGCGCAUUGGUCGAAGAUGUCAUGGCUGGAACCAAUAUUCAGGCCAUGGAACGGGAGGUUCGGAGGAGAACCGAGUAA
Messenger RNA from Penicillium soppii, 669 nucleotides. Its product is annotated as ankyrin repeat protein. NCBI's taxonomy places the organism in Eukaryota, Fungi, Ascomycota, Eurotiomycetes, Eurotiales, Aspergillaceae. The record is from RefSeq and is a predicted model, not a curated record. The transcript has a single exon. The coding region runs from base 1 to 669 and encodes 222 amino acids. Gene Ontology annotation, molecular function: protein binding.